Molecule: messenger RNA, 2019 nt
Organism: Eleginops maclovinus (Patagonian blennie)
Lineage: Eukaryota; Metazoa; Chordata; Actinopteri; Perciformes; Eleginopidae
Gene: cstpp1
Product: centriolar satellite-associated tubulin polyglutamylase complex regulator 1
Exons: 9
Coding region: 127-1173 (348 amino acids)
Source: RefSeq, a predicted model, not a curated record
CACAAUACCCUGCUGGUUUGUGGAAGCCCACCAUGUUACCUAGAACAAACAGUCAGUACUAUAAUUUGUUUAGCAUAAUCUCAAGAAGCUACAGAAAUUAAACGUAUAACACUUGUGUGCAUACCUAUGUUAUUAAUGUUAAUGUCACCGUUAUCUCCUGAAAGGACGACCACAAUGAACCGGUUCAGUUCCGCCGUCCCAGAUGACGAGUACCUCGCGGACAGCAAGGUGUUGUUCUACGUGAGUGAUGCAGUGAGCCAGCUGCUAGAACAUAAGGAAGAAUAUACCCAUUUUGGGGUGAUCCGCUACUUUGCUGAAUAUUUCAGCAGUGUAAAGAACAGUAACCACGUGCUCUUCAGAGAGUAUAGCUACAUCAGGGCCACUCCACAUAACAGAGCUUCCUUCCUCCGAGUCCUCUGGAGAUGCUACAGACAGAUUGGCAAGAGUGGAGACUUGCUCUCCAUGCUGGAGUACAGGUCUCUGCUGCAGUUACUGUGUCCAGACUUCCCUUUGGAGCCGGUGCAGAAUGCAGCCCGAAUUGUGCUGAUGGACGACGCCAUAGACUGCCUGAUGUCUUUCUCUGAUUUCCUCUUUGCCUUCCAGCUACAGUUCUACUACCAAGAGUUCGUGCACAGCGUGCUGGUGAUUUAUCAGGAUCUGUUGGCAGGGAAGAGUCCCAACACCGUCAUUGUUCCCACAUCCACCUCCAUCGAGCAGCUUCCCUCUGUGACUCCAGAGGAGAGUGGCAAGGAGCAGCAGCAGGACGGAGUGGAGCCGUCCACUCUGGCGCAGUGUAUAGAGGCAUUCUGUGACAGGUUCAAACACAGUCAUCCUCCCAGGUCCUGUAUGACGGAAGUGCUGGAGCAGACCAACAGAAUCUCUUACUACAGCUUCCUAAUGAGCCUGGCUAAACAUGAGGCCAUCAACCAAGCUAUUGGAGCAUUACCCAGCAAGGCAGAGUUUCUUAUUGACCCAGAGAUGGACCAGGAACUGGACAAACUAAUCGCCCAGAUCUCAGUGAGUCCUGGUAGCAACAGCAGCGGCAGUGCGGUGGGGGGACUGAAAGAGGUGCUGCAGAGGAAGGCCUCCCCCAGAAGGAACAUCCACCACAGGAGGAAAAUAGAGGUGGAAAGUGAUGGCUCCACAGAGGAGACAGACUCCUCUGAAAACUGACCUCUCACCACCCUGUGACAUCUCCACCUUCAUUCCCAAAUACACAGAGGCUGAAUGGACCAUUAUUUGCUCUAUAUACCCAUAUACUAACAGUGGAUAAGAGGAGAGCUGUGCAAGAGAACCCCCCACCUUGUGACAGAUCACUCCAGUCUUCUUUUGUUCCAGCAUUGCUGUCCAGAAGAGCAGUGAGUGAUCCAGAGGAAGAGCAGUCUCCUCCAGAUCCACUGUUGAUGCUUCUCGUUGUUCUCUAUGUGCUGUGUGGUCAUGUGACAUGCUAAUGCCCUAAGGCUGCAGUGUGUUUAUUUACACCCUAUGUCUGUCAUGCACUGAUAUCAUACCAUUCUGAAACACUAACCAGUCAAAUAGUUUUAGUUAUUGUAGGUUAGCUGCUACUUAAGCUGCUGCUUCAAAUGCUCGUCUUGGCAAAUGACUGGAAUAGAAGGUAGAAACAUCAGCCAUGUCGGUGUUGUAUUAAAUGUAAAUGCUUAAUACUACACCGUCCACAAACACCUUACCUAUUGGCUUGUGGACGGUUUUCCUGCUGCUCUACAUCCUUCCCUUUUAAAGGAUGGACACAACACUGAACGUAAACACUAAAGUUGUCAUGGAAAAAGUCAAACGUACUGUGACAACCGUUGACUGUAGUGAUGCAUGUUCUACACCUGUGCUGGGCUCAGCACGUUCAGGACACUGAAGAAAGGACACAUUGAACAGCUAGAGCAGGAACUGUAUUUACACUGCUAUUUUAUUUAUUGCCUUCCUAGUUGGAAUAGUUACAUAAACAUACUAUUUGAAUGUAAAAUGAAUAUCCUGACUUACACUGUGAAUAAAACAUAUAACUGUGAA